AUGUCGUCGCCGGCGACUCCUGCCGACCAUGGCGACGACGCCGACGCCCGCCCUCCAUCGCCGUCGCCGUCGCCGUCGCCGCCUCGUCAGGCCCCGACCACCACCAGCGCCUCGGCUGCCGCUGAUUCUGCCACCCAGAAUCCCGAGCUCGAUGUGCCAAAGCUGCAGUCGCUGCCCGCCGAGCAGCAGGACCUGUUCUUGCUGACCUCGGUUGCCGCCCUGCGGAAGCACGUCAAGAGCCUGGCCGCCGACGACUGCACUGCCCAGCAGUUCUACCUGAAGAAGGAGGUCUUCCAGAUCCUCAACCUCGCCGCGCCCUCGCCAAGCCGCGUAGUCAGGAACGACCUCGGCGCCAUCCUUGCCCACGUCUUUGAGAAGGGCGACCGGAAGCUGCUGUUCGAGACCAUCAAUGACCUCGUGGCCAUCAUUUCCAACUCCAAGGCCAAGACCGAGUCCGAGGUUCGGACGAGGCAUGCUGCCGUAACUUGUCUGGGCGACGUGUACGGCGCCGCCGGCGACAGCGCCAUUGGCCUCCACCAGCUUGUGUGCAGCACCCUGGUCAAGCUGCUCAAGUCCACCUCGAGCAAUGCUGGCUUGCGCGCCGCCAUCCUCGCCUCGCUGGCCAAGAUCGCCGCCAUGGUUGCUGGAAGCAUGGACGAGAGCGUGGCGCGAGAUGUCUGGAAGCAGGCCCGGAGCGCUGCGUCGGGUGACAAGGGCGCCGUGGCCGUCAUUGCUGCUUGUCGCUGCUUGAAGACCCUAUGCGGCUACACCUCCUACUUCGAGAACUCCAGUGACUUCGAGAAACUCAAGUCGGAUCUGUUCAAGACCAUGGACUCUACCUCUUCCCAGGUCCGACACGCUGCCGCCGAGUGCCUGGCUGAGACUAUGGUCAAGAGCCAUUCCGAACUUGGCGCUGCCGAGAGCGCAAUACCCAAGAUCAGGAAGCCCAAGUCCAAGGCCAGCAAGCGCGCUUCCGUUCAGCCAGGGGCAGGACUGGCCGAGGACGACGAUAUUCCCUCGCGUCCAGGAAGUCCAGCCCCUGGUGGUGGCAAGAAGUCCCAAAUCCUCGCGCUGACGCUGGUGGACAUGUUGAGGACGUUUUCCACUCACUUUGUCCGUUUGUCUACUACCAAUAGGGCCAGAACUGCCGUCGGCGUCUGCUAUGGGCGCCUGCUGAGGAAGCUUGGCGAGAGAAUUGUCGAGGUUAAUUAUCUCAAGAUUGUAGAGAACCUCACGGUUGACCUGUUGGGUAGCCCCAACAUCACGAACAACCGUUACAGACUGCUCAUGUCGCGGCGCAUCGUCGAUUCUAUCCUCCAGAACGUUGUUGGACGCAAGAUUCUUGGCGAAUCAGGACAGAUGGCCGCCGCCAGGGCUACCGUGACCAACGUCUUCAAGAAUUACCCACAGGCCUUGAAAGAGCAGCCGGAACCGAGCAAGCACACGCUGAUCGCCACCCUGGGCGCAGUGGCCUCUCUCAUCGACUCUGUAGGGGCAGCCGCCAACAACUUCGCCGAGUCCUGCCGCGACGGCCUCUUGCAGGUACUCCAACACCCCAGUUACAGCGUGCAGGUUCACGCUUCGCACUGCAUGAAGAGCUUCGUACGAGCCUGUCCGCAACAGCUGCUGCCUUGCCUCUCUGUGUGCAUGAACAGUCUUAGCCGGGAGCUCUCUCAACUGGGCACGGGCAGGAACUCUCCGAGGAGGUGCAUUGGAUUCGCCCACGGCCUGGCAGCGACUCUCAGUGUCAGCCCUCAGCGCCCACUUUAUGGGUCUGUUGAUAUCAAUAGCCGCGUCUUGACAAUGGCAACGAACCUCCUCAAGUCGAGCGGGAAAUCGGAGCUUCGCGUAUCAAGUACCCAGAUACAGGUUGCUUGGAUUUUGAUUGGCGGACUCAUGUCGCUGGGUCCUAACUUUGUCAAGAUCCAUCUGUCCCAGUUGCUUCUCCUGUGGAAAAACGCACUGCCAAAGCCGUUGGCCAAAGACAACACGGCCCAGCGCAGCCUGCUGGAGGCUUCCUUCCUAACCCACGUCAGGGAAUGCGCCCUCGGCUCCAUUCUCGCCUUUCUCCAGUUCAACAGCCGCCUCCUGACGGUUGAUGUCUCGAAGCGCAUUGCGACCAUGUUGCAGAGCACUGCGGCGUUCCUCAAGACACUCCCGUCCAAGAAGACAAGCGACGACAUCGCACAACGGCUGACUCCUGCGCUACAAUUGCAGGAUCUUGACCUAAUGGUCCAGCGGCGUGUCCUCCAGUGCUAUACCAAGUUGGUCAACCAGAGCCCCGCUGGCGGCAGUGAGGCGUUGCUGCAGUCAAAUCUACUUACAUUGGCAACGUCUCUAUUUGCAGACCCCGAGAACUACGGUGGUAACACGCUCAGUGCGUCCAUUGCAAAUGCUGCAGGCAAUUUUGAGUCUGUCUGGGAAGUCGGGGAUAACUCUGGGUUCGGAAUCACAGGCCUUGUAAGCGGCUUCAGGCUCAAGAAGCUGCCAGGUGAGCAAGUCACAUCCGCCAACGAGUCCUCUUCGGAGGAUGAAGACACCGAGCAAGUUCUCGAUGACCUUCUCAAGUCCCCAAUCUGCUCUUCCCUCGAGCAUGACGCAGCCCUGCUCUACGUGGGCAGCUCGCAAGAGUCUCCGGCUUUGCCAGAUCCACCAGCGACGGAGGUCGUCAACAUGGCUAUCCAGCUAUUCGCUUUUGUGUUCCCACUCACCCCGGCCAAAGUCCAGGAGAGUAUUCUUGAACAGCUGGCCUCAUUCAUGUCUGCCGGUGUCUUGCAACGAGACCCUGGGCGUAGGGCCGCCAUAAACGUCAACAUUGCGGCUGCUCUUCUCUCUGCACUCAAGGUAGCUUCCAAGGAGACAACAUCUGCUCCUGGCGACGUGACCAACUUGGCGGUAGAGAAACUUUUGCAGGAGAUUGUACGAGGUUUCGUGGUUGAUCCUGACCAGUACAUUCGCGGCAUUGGGUAUGCUGCAACCGCAAGGCUCUGCAAUACGUGCGGCAAUGCCUUCACCAACCAUGAGAUCAAGCAUCUUGUGGACACCAUCGUCAGCAACAGGGAGCCUAGUGCGCGAGCCGGUUGUGCGAUGGCUCUAGGGUGCAUUCAGGCCAAGGUGGGCGGCAUGGCUGCCGGCUACCAUCUCAAAACAAUAUUGGGAAUCCUCAUGUCUCUCUGCAAUGACCCACACCCUACUGUGCAUUACUGGGCACUUGAGGCCCUCUCGUUGGCGGCAGACGCUGCUGGACUAGGGUUCGCUCCAUUUGUGUCCAGCACCUUGGGUAUGCUGGCGCAAUUGUAUCUCUCGGAUACGCACCACCCGGAAGUCGCAUCACCCAUCUCGAUGAACCUAGAGAUAGAAUCUUCCACAAGCGGUUCCAUCACGCGUUGUGUGGACUCGCUGAUCAAUGUUCUAGGACCUGACCUACAAGAUUCGACCAAAUCUCGAGAGCUGAUUCUGACGCUCAUAGGCCAACUUCAGGAAGAGGAUGAUCACGCGGUCCAGCGCGCUAGCCUGGGUUGCUUGGAGCACCUGUCUCUCUACGCCCCCGGCAACAUGAUUUUUGUGGACUAUGUCAAGCUCUUGCAGAAGUACUUCAACAGUGAAGUCUCGACAUUGCGAGAUGCGGCCGUAGAUGGGCUCUAUAAUCUCAUGAAGAGAAACUCGAGCGAUGUUCUUGAAGCUGCUGAUCCCGGUUUCGAGGAUCAGCUAUGGCUGGUUCUCGACUCUUGCCCCACCCAUGAUGGUAUCCGUAAUAUAAUCCGUAACUGGAUACGCCAGACAUCGCUGAUGGAUACAUCUGCCUGGCUACUACGCCUUCAGAAUGUCCUCAAAUUGACAAGGACAAAAGCAACAGCCGAAACCAGAGAGGGUGCGGCCAGACCCACCGCUGUGGUGGAUCUUCAAGAUGAGGAGGUGGCCGGCUUCGCCGCCGCAACUGGCGGCUCUAAGGAUGAAAAGGAACAGACAGCGGGUUCAGAGGUCGAACCGUUGCGCUGGCAGGUCAGGACAUUUGCCAUGAGCUGUUUGAACGAGAUAUUUGUUCUCAUCAACAAGGACCUGGCCACCAACGGGGAGUCGCCUGCGCAGACUGCGCUGCAGGCUAGAAUUGCCGAAGUUGUCCGCAUGGCCUUCUCCGCUUCCACCUCGAGCGUUCUGGAACUCAGAAUCUGGGGCCUGAAGAUCAUCGGCGCCGUUCUACGAAUGUUUGGUAAAACUCCGGACCCCGACUUCGAGGAGGCCAUGCUUCUCGAACAGUACCAAGCUCAGAUCAGCUCUGCUUUGACCCCCGCCUUCGCCGCGGACUCUUCGCCCGAGCUGGCUUCAGAAGCUGUUCACAUUUGUGCUGCUUUUAUCUCGACAGGAAUCGUGACGGAUGUCGACCGAAUGGGCCGCAUCCUGAAGACAUUGGUAACAGCGCUCGAAAACUUCUCUAAGGAUUCGGAGACUGCGAGCAUUGGGGAUCUUCAAGGACUUAGCUCCAACGCCCAGAUUAUGGUGAAGAUGUCAGUGUUUUCAGCCUGGGCAGAUCUACAGGUGGCCAGCCUAGAGCAGAAGUAUCUGUAUGAUGUGUUGAAACCGCACAUAGGGACAUUGACUCCUCUUUGGUUGUCUUCGCUUCGUGAAUUCGCUCGACUCCGUUUCGAGCCGGACAUCUCGAUGACUCUUGGGCCCCCGUCUCUUUCCGGCAGCUUGGAUACCAUAUAUGCUGCUUUGAAUCGCGAGACGCUUCUCCGUUUCUACCAAGAAUCGUGGUUGAAACUCGUCGAUGCUAUCGCCAGUCUUAUUGAACAAGACAGCGAGUUCGUCUUCGACGCCCUUGACGGCAAGGAAACCGAAGGGCCCUCAGCCAAUGGCCAUUCCAAAGGAGCGGACAUCAACUAUCGAGAUGAGCCGGUCGCCUUCUUCUUUGUCCUCUUCGGGAUUGCGUUCGAGGCUCUAGCCACUCGUCCCGGCCAAGCCGAUUCGCUGGCAACUCACGAACAGACGCUGGAAAUCCUGCAGGCACUUAAGAAGAUUCUGCACCCAAGCGUGUCGGGCCAUGCAAUCUACAGAGAAGCCAUCUUCUCGGAGACGAUGGAUCUCCUUGACCGACUUGUACUCACCGAAGGUUUAGAUGUACAGGGAGUGAUUGUUGAGAUAGCCCGUGCUUUGUGCGUUGCCCAUCCUUCUGCUCGAAAGCAAGAACAACCCGAGAGCGGCGACUUGUCCGAAGACAUUGAGCAGCUUUUCGAGCUAACCCGCAUUAUUGUCCUUGUGCUGUCGGGCCUUCUGCCCAAUCUCACAGAAGCGAAUCAGCCAGUUCGUCACCAGUUGACCGAGGAAGCUGUCCUACUUAUACGGACCGCGCUCAGUGCCCUUGUUGAUGCAGCCGAGGUGUUUCCUGCUAUCAUCAAGACAGAUCUUCAUGCGUGCAUUAUUCACAUAUUCGCCACCAUCAUCGCCACACCUUCCUGCCAGCAGAUUAUUGUCCCGCAAGCGCUGCCAAUGCUGAAGCGCUUCAUCACCAGCAUGUCCAAUGCCCAGCCAACGGCCGAUGGCAAAGCCCCAUCGACGGUGCAACUGCAAGGGUGCUUGCGCCGCUUCCUGUCUAUCUACCUGCAUGGACAGAAGCGUGAGUCACCUACGUCGCUCCCGUGUGUCAAGAAUUGUCUUCUUGCGACAACUAUUCUCUUCACCGGAGGUCAUAACCGCCUCGCGGUCAAUGAUCCACUAGUCACGCGCUUCCUCGAUGAGGUGAUUGAUUGUCUCACGGAUCGCAUGACUGCUAAGAUCGCUGCGAAUUGCGUUCGCUCCCUCCUCCUCCAGCCGGCGCCCACACUCGCAGACCAGUCAAUUGCGCGUUAUCUCCUGCCACGCCUCAUCGCUUUUGUAACCAACACGGAUCCUGAGGACCCGGAGAAUGCACGCAAGCUGGUUGCCCAUACUCUGACGCAAUACAUUGCUGCCGUCGGCAGCGACCACGCGCAGAUCGUGAUGGCAGUCGUGGCACCCGCGCUGCUCUCGCGUGCCUCAAGCGAGGGCGCCGACGUGUAUCGCGAGACGAGCACUAGGUUGCUGGAAAUGGCGUCUGCGGAUCAAAACGCAUUCCGGGGGAUCGUGGCGGCUAUGAGCGAGGGCCAAAAAGCGUUUAUGGAGGAGGUCAUCCGGUCGGGACGCGCGACGGGUGACGCGGACAAGGGCGCCGUGAGUACCAGCGGACAGCCAACCAUUGCGCUCAAGAUGGACUUUGGUUCAUGA
Molecule: messenger RNA, 6240 nt
Organism: Neoarthrinium moseri
Lineage: Eukaryota; Fungi; Ascomycota; Sordariomycetes; Amphisphaeriales; Apiosporaceae
Exons: 2
Coding region: 1-6240 (2079 amino acids)
Biological process (GO): retrograde transport, endosome to Golgi; intracellular protein localization; endocytosis
Cellular component (GO): endocytic vesicle; membrane; Golgi apparatus
Source: RefSeq, a predicted model, not a curated record